GGUAUGAAUUAAUUUGUGGAUGUCCAUCAACCAUUUCGUAUGAUAUUAGACAAAUUAUAAUUCAUAUUAUAUUUUAUGAAUUUGCAAAACGUACAAUAUAUUACCAAUUAGCAAUAUGUAUAAUAUGUUACGAAUUCUAGCUAGGUGCCUAACGUUAGCUAGCUCGUUGUCAUUGUGAAGCUACCCAUUCGGCAAAAGAAGUCAAUUCAAUGUCUAUUCCACGUUGGUUCAACUUAAUUUAAUUAAAAUGACGUGGAAACAGUGUUAAUUCAGCCAGUGUGCCCAGUGGGUAGCCCAUCACAGCUGGAUUGCAUUUUCCAGGGAGGUGAAUGGUUGGGCAGGUGUGCUACUCUGUUCCACCUCAGGCCCCAUGGCUCACAGUGUCAGGAGAGAUGCCCCUGAGCUCCCUGACUUCUCUCUGCUCAAGAGGCUGGCCAGGGACCAGCUCAUUUACCUACUGGAACAGCUACUUGGGAGGAAGGACCUGUUCAUUGAGGCAGAUUUGAUGAGCCCCCUGGACCGCAUUGCUAAUGUCACAACACUAAAGCAACAUGAUGUGGACAAGCUUUACAAAGUGGAAUACAAACCCAUUGUCAGCACCUCAGAUCAACUAUGCUUCCUGAUCCGUCCAAGAAUAAAAACUGUCAAGUGGAUAUGUGAUGUGGUCAAUGCAGACAAAGCAUUUGGGAGAUACAGAAGAUACAAGAUCAUAUUUAGCCCUCAGAAGUUUUAUGCAUGCGAGAACCUUUUGGAGGAGCAGGGAAUCUUUGGUGAUGUGACUACUGACGAGUGGUCAUUCUACCUCCUGCCCCUGGACGAUGACAUCAUUAGCUUGGAGCUUCCGGAAUUCUUCAGAGACAACUUCCUGGGAGGUGAAUGGUUGGGCAGGUGUGCUACUCUGUUCCACCUCAGGCCCCAUGGCUCACAGUGUCAGGAGAGAUGCCCCUGAGCUCCCUGACUUCUCUCUGCUCAAGAGGCUGGCCAGGGACCAGCUCAUUUACCUACUGGAACAGCUACUUGGGAGGAAGGACCUGUUCAUUGAGGCAGAUUUGAUGAGCCCCCUGGACCGCAUUGCUAAUGUCACAACACUAAAGCAACAUGAUGUGGACAAGCUUUACAAAGUGGAAUACAAACCCAUUGUCAGCACCUCAGAUCAACUAUGCUUCCUGAUCCGUCCAAGAAUAAAAACUGUCAAGUGGAUAUGUGAUGUGGUCAAUGCAGACAAAGCAUUUGGGAGAUACAGAAGAUACAAGAUCAUAUUUAGCCCUCAGAAG
Salmo salar (Atlantic salmon) is the source of this 1274-nucleotide messenger RNA. Its product is annotated as vacuolar protein sorting-associated protein 33B-like. Gene Ontology annotation, biological process: vesicle-mediated transport. Lineage: Eukaryota; Metazoa; Chordata; Actinopteri; Salmoniformes; Salmonidae. The record is from RefSeq and is a predicted model, not a curated record.